Messenger RNA from Lymnaea stagnalis (great pond snail), 6634 nucleotides. The record is from the annotation of a GenBank genome assembly. NCBI's taxonomy places the organism in Eukaryota, Metazoa, Mollusca, Gastropoda, Lymnaeidae.
AACGGUUCCAUCCUGUGCACAUCGGUGCUGUGCCAGGUCUCUGCCGUGUCAGCUCAGAUUGAACACACUCCAUUCACAACAUAGACGAGCUACCCAGCACAUCCCCCUCCUCCCCCCCACCACCACCUUUUGUUGCAGUUGCUAAUUGAAUACAACGGAUCCAGAUCUAGGAUUGUGACAACUGUCAACACUGAGGGGGGGACGACGUAGAGCCACUGCGUACAUAUCAACAGGUGACAGCAAAUACACUGGUGUUCCCCCACCCGCCCGAGGUUUGUUUACGUGCUGCGAUCGACGUCGAUGGAGGCAUGCCUUGAUGGAGCUCUAACUGGCCGUGGCGGUGCAAACGAAAGGUACUUUUAUUGAUUCGUUUAAAGUUUAAAGGUUAACUUUUCAUUUCUACUACAUCUUCAAAAUAUUCUUAAUUUAAAUAUUCUUUUUUUUUUUUUUUUUUUAAAUGUAAGUUAACAGACCUAAUUACGACUGUGUUUUGGCUUCAGAACAAAAGGUUAGACACGUGUAGGUGGACCUAUUAAAAAAAAAAAAAUGAAAAUAAAUACCGGUGAAGAAACAGUUAAAGCCAGGAUAUUUAAAUUAAAGUCAGUUUGGUCUAGAAAAAAAAUUAAAUUUUUGUUUUUUAAACGGGAACUCCCCUGUCUGAGGCGUUCGAAUGAAAAACAUAAAUAAUAAUAAGUCUACGGCAGUGGUUCUGAACCUUGCUAAUGCCUUUAAUGCCGCGACCCUUUAAAGACAGUUUCACAUGUCCCCAGCCACACAAUUAUUUUCGUGGCUACGUCGUAGCUGUUAGUGAUAAAUUUGUUUUCAGAUGGUCUUAUUCAGAGGCGUAACUGGGUUUUUUGACGCCAUUGGGAAAUUUAUUAAUGGCGUCCUUGAUAAAUUGACAAGUUUCAGCUUUGCAGCGCCCUUUUUAACUGGCGCAGGCCGCGCCCUUGGCAACUCCCCCAGUGCCAAGCCGUUGUUACGCCACUGGUCUUAUUUGGCGACCCCUGGGAAAGGGUCGUGCGACCCCUAAAAGGGUCGCGACCCACAGGUUGAGAACCGCUGGUCUAUGUGGAUGCAUAUUUGUCUAUAGUUAUAUUACGAUCUAUACCUGGAUACAAGAUGUACUAUUUUUUUUGUUGUUGAAUUUAUCAUUUAAAAAUAAAGAAAUAUUAUUGUGUAGUUCUAGUACUGGCAUCCGAGCGUGCAACGGUAAGCGAUGUUGCUACUCUAACAGCUCCUAGGAGUCUUUAACUUUCUAAUCGACUACGACCCUUAGCCCACCGACAAGCCAAGAGAAAUGUUUUCAAAACCCAUUACUGAUUACCGUACUGGUAAAAAAAAAAAAAACAAUACAAAAGAGAUUUGUUGACCUUAUCAAGAGUGUCCACCUUAUCAAAGCCUGCUAAGUACUUGCGUUGAUCGAGAGCUUGUUGGAUACAACACACUCUGAACUUAUUGACAAAGCCGAUUUGUUCAGGGGUCAAUAGUUGUAUGUGUAGAUGUUACCAGGGAUUCUCACAUGGUUCCCCUUAACGUACCUUAUCUCAUAUUGCACAUGUUAUUUUUCCACCAUACCACCCAAUAUAUUAUUAUUAUUGUUAAUUGACUGAUACAUUAUAUAGCACUGUACCCCCAGCCUAGAGCUGGGCUCACCGCGCUGUAUAUAAAAAUAUUAGCAAAAGAGACAUAAUGGUGACAUUAAAAUAACAUUCAUUUUACACAUUUAUGUAAUAAACACAGUUGUAUAACACAAAAAAAACACAAAAAACAAAUGUAUAUUCACCACGCCCACCCCAGAACUAUUACAUGUCAAGCCAUGGACGACAGCCAGCAAUAUCGUUUAUCGGUGAGAGGUGAUGUAGGGGUGUAAUCAGUCGGUGUAGGAGAGUUGAAAGAGAUGUGUUUUUGACUGCCAUUUUGAAUAGAUCAGUUCCAAUGUGUUUACAUGUUCUCAUAAUGUUCCUUUUAUCAUAUUGAACCUGUUCUCUGCACCACAGAUAUAAUGAGAAAAGGUCCACUCCUGAAGCUGCUACUACCACUGUCCACUAUUGUCAUCCUCUUCAUCUGGUCAGUGGGUGACCUCAGCUUCUUCUCCAACUGGGCACUCAGAGAUCCGAAUGGUAAUUUAAAAGCUGCUUUAUAUCUCAUGCCUUAUCUAAUGCCACUCAUGUUUAGACAAUCAUUCAUUCUAGCGUUUGGCAGGGAAUAUCUAGUCAAGCUCAUGCUAAGACAAUCAUUCAUUCUAGUGAUUGCCAGGGGGUGGUCUAGUCACACUCAUGUUAAGACAAUCAUUCAUUCUAGUAAUUGCCAGGGGGUGGUCUAGUCACACUCAUGUUUAGACAAUCAUUCAUUCUAGUGAUUGACAGGGGGUGGUCUAGUCACACUCAUGUUAAGACAAUCAUUCAUUCUAGUGAUUGCAAGGGGGUGGUCUAGUCACACUCAUGCUUAGACAAUCAUUCAUUCUAGUUAUUGCCAGGGGUGGUCUAGUCACACUCAUGUUAAGACAAUCAUUCAUUCUAGUGAUUGUCAGGGGGUGGUCUAGUCACACUCAUGCUAAGACAAUCAUUCAUUCUAGUGAUUGCCAGGGGGUGGUCUAGUCACACUCAUGUUAAGACAAUCAUUCAUUCUAGUGAUUGCCAGGGGGUGGUCUAGUCACACUCAUGCUAAGACAAUCAUUCAUUCUAGUGAGUGCCAGGGGUGGUCUUGUCACACUCAUGCUAAGACAAUCAUUCAUUCUAGUGAUUGCCAGGGGGUGGUCUAGUCACACUCAUGCUAAGACAAUCAUUCAUUCUAGUGAUUGCCAGGGGGUGGUCUAGUCACACUCAUGUUAAGACAAUCAUUCAUUCUAGUGAUUGCCAGGGGUGGUCUAGUCACACUCAUGUUAAGACAAUCAUUCAUUCUAGUGAUUGCCAGGGGUGGUCUAGUCACACUCAGGUUAAGACAAUCAUUCAUUCUAGUGAUUGCCAGGGGGUGGUCUAGUCACACUCAUGCUUAGACAAUCAUUCAUUCUAGUGAUUGCCAGGGGGUGGUCUAGUCACACUCAUGCUAAGACAAUCAUUCAUUCUAGUGAGUGCCAGGGGUGGUCUAGUCACACUCAUGUUAAGACAAUCAUUCAUUCUAGUGAUUGCCAUGGGGUGGUCUAGUCACACUCAUGUUAGGACAAUCAUUCAUUCUAGUGAUUGCCAGGGGGUGGUCUAGUCACACUCAUGCUUAGACAAUCAUUCAUUCUAGUGAUUGCCAGGGGGUGGUCUAGUCACACUCAUGCUUAGACAAUCAUUCAUUCUAGUGAUUGAGGGGGUGGUCUAGUCAGACUCAUGCUUAGACAAUCAUUCAUUCUAGUGAUUGCCAGGGGGUGGUCUAGUCACACUCAAGUUUAGACAAUCAUUCAUUAAUAUGGUUGUCAGGGGUGAGGGGGUAGUGCAGGCACUAGAAAAAAGUUGUGUGUGUGGGGGGGGGGGGAUAUUUUAUGUGCAAAAAAAUUUAUUAUUAAGUGUCAUGACAUAAUAGCAAGAAUGUCACCUGACCCAUUGACUCAUAACUUAUAUCCUAUGUGGCAAGCUGCCCAAUCCUCGAAUUGUCACAUGGUCCUCACUCCAUCCCAGGAAUAGCACUUAAUCCACUGCCCCAUCCUAAUGAUAACUCCUGGUCCCAUCAUCACCCCAGGAAUACCAGCGAAUACCCCCCCCCCCAAUCCAAAUCAAUAUCAUCUGAUCUCUUCUACUUUUUUUUUUACUGAUGUACCUUCAUUUGAAAUUUGUUGUAAGAAUCUGCAAAGAAGCAAGUAAGAAAAGUCUUUCCAUCCCCUUGUUUUGAAAGUAAGAGGGACGUGGAAACUCUUUCAAUCCUCUAAAAUAAGAGUAAGACUCUGCGUAGUAGCAAAUGGAAAAAGACGACUUUCAAUCCUAAGAUAUUAGAACGGACACUUCUAUUGUCUCAACCUGCUACACAAGCUAUGCAUUGAUUUUUGUUCUUGUUAUUGUGUUUGUUUUGGUUUGGUUUUGUUGUUUGGCCUAAAGGCGUCAGGCUUAGUUAACCAUGAAAGCAAUUUCCAAUUGCUGCAUUAUUCAUACAGACAUUCUUCAGGUGACUGCUAGAGGGAUGUCCAUCAAAGGACAUGACUCAGUUUGCUGACAGCCCUACCGAUGUCUGACAUUCUUCAGGUGACUGCUAGAGGGAUGUCCAUCAAAGGACAUGACUCAGUUUGCUGACAGCCCUACUGAUGUCUGACAUUAUUCGGUUGACUGCUAGCGGGAUGUCCAUCAAAGGACAUGACUCAGUUUGCUGACAGCCCUACUGAUGUCUGACAUUAUUCAGUUGACUGCUAGAGGGAUGUCCAUCAAAGGACACGACAUCAGCUUGCUGACAGCCCUACUGAUGUCUGACAUUAUUCAGUUGACUGCUAGAGGGAUGUCCAUCAAAGGACAUGACAUCAGCUUGCUGACAGCCCUAUACUGAUGUCUGACAUUAUUCAGUUGACUGCUAGAGGGAUGUCCAUCAAAGGACAUGACAUCAGCUUGCUGACAGCCCUACUGAUGUCUGACAUUAUUCAGUUGACUGCUAGAGGGAUGUCAAUCAAAGGACAUGACAUCAGCUUGCUGACAGCCUUACUGAUGUCUGACAUUAUUCGGGGUUGGCAGCUAGGGGGAUGUCAAUCAAAGGACAUGACAUCAGCUUGCUGACAGCCCUACUGAUGUCUGACAUCAUUCAGUUGACUGCUAGAGGGAUGUCCAUCAAAGGGCAUGACAUCAGCUGAUAUCUGACGCAUUCACUUUUCAUUUCAGGCAUACACUGCAGUGAAUCCCACAUGUUGGCUGACCAGCCAGCCACGAGUGGAAGGGUCAAACUCGUCCUGUUCUACAAGUUUCCAGAAUUCUACGAGCUGGAGCCCGCGUCGGGUGUCCGAAUCUUUGACUCCUGUGAGAAGAAAUGCGAGCUGACGGUGAACGAGACCAGGUUCAAGGACGCGGAUGCUGUCGUUUUCUACUCACACAAGAACCUCUUCAACUUGGUUACCCCGCCUGAAAAACGAAACGGGCAGAAAUGGGUCUUCUUCGCCGUCGAGAGUCCCGUUUAUUCCGAGAACUCCGGAUUCGGUUCUUCCAAAUGGCACGGAAAGUUUGACUGGACCAUGUCGUACAGAUACGACUCUGAAUUUUGGCACGGGUACGUUCGGACCAAGCAGAGAGAAACGCCCGCGUCCAGCGAGCAAAAGACAGACGAUACCCGGCGGUGGAAGGAGGGCUUCUCCAACAAGACCAAGAUGGUGGCCUGGUUCGUGAGCCACUGCGUCACCGACAGCCGCAGGGAGAAGUACGCCGCCGAGCUGUCCAAGCACAUCCCCGUCGAUAUUUACGGCGACUGCGGAACUCUUCGGUGCGACGAUAGGGAACAGUGCCUUCGGAUGCUGGACAGGGAUUACAAAUUUUACCUGUCCUUUGAGAACUCGCUGUGCAAGGAUUAUGUGACCGAGAAGCUGCUGAAUGUCUUACAGCGUAACUCUCUGAUUCCGGUGGUGAGGGGCGGGGCCGACUACAAGAAGCUGUUCCCGGCCGGCUCCGUCAUUGAUACCGGCGACUUCUCCAGCCCGGAGAGCUUGGCCCGUUACUUGAAACAGCUUGCUGGGAAUGAGGUGAGAAAAAUAAGGGGGAAAAAAAUCUCAUAAUAAAAAAAUGACCGUUAGCCGCACUGUGUCAAGGCCUUUGUGAUCACACUGGCAGGGCCUCAUUAGGCCCUCUGUGAAAGUGUUUCUGUAACCACAGUGACAGGGCCUCUUUAUGCCACCUGUGAAGGUGUAUCUGUAGCCACACUGACAGGGCUUGUGUGUGAUCCUUAGUUAAAAAUUAUAUCAGUAAAUGUACACAAGCAUGUAAAGUAAAUAUACAUGUAAUUGUUCAAUUAAAUAUACCCUUACACAUGCAUGUAAAUAAACAUGUAUUCUCAUUUUCUUUAUUCCCCCAGGAGGACUACAUCAAAAGAUUGCAGUGGUCCUGGCAGUAUCAAAUCACAGGCCCCAACUUGCCACUUUGUCCUUUAUGCAAAAAAUUGUAUGCACAGAGAGAGCCAUCGUGUGUCUACAACAAUGUUUACUCUUGGUGGACCAGAAACAUUUGUUACCCACCCAGAGACUACUACUAAGUCAAUGUAAUACUAAGUCAGUUUACUACUAAGUCAGAUUACUACUAAGUCAGAUUUCUUAUUAAGUCAGUUGACUACUGUGUCAGUUUAAGUGUCGAAAAAUGUAAUAUCAAAUUAAGUCCAAAUGUUCUCCUUAACCUUUGUCAGAGCGAGUCGACUUUGUGCAACACAGGGCAUUCAAUCCAUUCAGGGUCUCAUUUCAUACAGGGCCCACAUGCGGGGCCCUCAUUUCAUACAGCGCCCACAUGCAGGGCUCUCUUUUCAUACAGGGCCACAAUCCAUGCAAAGCCCUCAUUUCAUUUCAUACAGUCCCCACAUGCAGGGCCCUCAUUUCAUACAGGGCCCACAUGCAGGGCCCUCAUUUCAUACAGCGCCCACAUGCAGGGCCCUCAUUUCAUACAGCGCCCACAUGCAGGGCCCUCAUUUCAUACAGCGCCCACAUGCAGGGCCCUCAUUUCAUACAGCGCCCACAUGCAGGGCCCUCAUUUCAUACAGC